Molecule: messenger RNA, 2156 nt
Organism: Urocitellus parryii (Arctic ground squirrel)
Lineage: Eukaryota; Metazoa; Chordata; Mammalia; Rodentia; Sciuridae
Gene: Pum3
Product: pumilio RNA binding family member 3
Biological process (GO): regulation of translation
Cellular component (GO): nucleolus
Molecular function (GO): mRNA binding
Source: RefSeq, a predicted model, not a curated record
CUAGGCGAGCUGCUUCUGACCCACGUGCAGGAGUUGCUAUGAUGGAAGUCAAAAGGGAAAAAAAAUUCACAGGAAAGGGUACAAAGUCAUUGCAAGGAAAAAACAGAUUUCAUAAAACCAGAGAUUCUAGUUCUUCAAAGGCAUUCCCCCAAAAAGUUAAGGAUAGUGGACCUAAAAUCACAUCUAAGAACUUUGAGAAAAGUGCUACAAAACCUGGGAAAAAGGGUGUGAAACAAUUCAAGAAUAAACAACAAGGGGACAAAGGACCGAAGAACAAAUUUCAGCAGGCAAAUAAAUUCAACAAAAAGAGAAAAUUCCAGCCAGACAAUAAAAGUGAUGAAUCAGCAACUAAGAAACCUAAAUGGGAUGACUUCAAAAAGAAGAAGAAAGAACUGAAGCAGAGCAGGCAGCUCAGUGACAAAACCAACUAUGAUAUUGUUGUUCGAGCAAAGCAGAUUUGGGAGAUCUUAAGAAGAAAAGAUUGUGACAAAGAAAAAAGAGUAAAGUUGAUGAGUGACUUGCAGAAGUUGAUCCAAGGGAAAAUUAAAACUAUUGCUUUUGCACAUGAUUCAACUCGUGUGAUCCAGUGUUACAUUCAGCAUGGUAAUGAAGAACAGAGAAAACAGGCCUUUGAAGAAUUACGAGGUGACUUGGUUGAAUUAAGUAAAGCUAAAUAUUCCAGAAAUAUUGUUAAGAAAUUUCUCAUGUAUGGGAGUAAACCGCAGAUUGCCGAGAUAAUCAGAAGUUUUAAAGGCCAUGUGAGAAAGAUGCUGCGUCACGCAGAAGCAUCUGCUAUUGUGGAGUAUGCAUACAAUGACAAAGCCAUUUUGGAGCAGCGGAACAUGCUGACUGAGGAACUCUAUGGAAAUACAUUUCAGCUUUAUAAGUCAGCGGAUCACCCAACUCUGGACAAAGUAUUGGAGGUACAGCCAGAAAAAUUAGAGCUUAUUAUGGAUGAAAUGAAACAGAUUCUAACUCCAAUGGCCCAAAAAGAAGCUGUGAUUAAGCACUCACUGGUUCAUAAAGUAUUCUUGGAUUUUUUUACCUACGCACCCCCAAAACUCAGAUCAGAACUGAUUGAAGCCAUCCGCGAAGCAGUGGUAUACUUGGCACACACACAUGAUGGUGCCCGAGUCACCAUGCACUGUCUAUGGCACGGCACACCCAAGGACAGGAAAGUGAUUGUGAAAACAAUGAAGACUUAUGUUGAAAAGGUGGCUAAUGGCCAAUACUCUCAUUUGGUUUUACUGGCUGCAUUUGAUUGUAUUGAUGAUACUAAGCUUGUGAAGCAGAUAAUCAUCUCGGAAAUUAUCAGUUCCUUGCCAAACAUAGUAAAUGACAAAUAUGGAAGGAAGGUCCUUUUGUAUUUACUGAGUCCAAGAGAUCCUGCACAUACAGUACCAGAAAUCAUUGAAGUUCUGCAAAAAGGAGAUGGUAAUGCACACAGUAAAAAAGACACAGAGAUCCGCCGUCGUGAGCUCUUAGAAUCCAUUUCUCCAGCUUUGUUAAGCUACCUGCAAGGACACGCCCAAGAGGUGGUGCUAGAUAAGUCUGCAUGUGUGUUGGUGUCUGAUAUUCUGGGAUCUGCCAUUGGAGAUGUUCAGCCUGCCAUGAAUGCCAUUGCCAGCUUGGCGGCAGCAGAACUACAUCCUGGUGGCAAGGACGGAGAGCUUCAUGUUGCAGAACAUCCUGCAGGACAUCUAGUUCUGAAAUGGUUAAUAGAACAAGAUAAAAAGAUGAAAGAAAAUGGAAAAGAAGGAUGUUUUGCAAAAACACUGGUAGAACAUGUUGGUAUGAAGAACCUGAAGUCCUGGGCUAGUAUAAAUCGAGGUGCCAUUAUUCUUUCCAGUCUUCUGCAGAGUUCUGACCAAGAAGUUGCAAACAAAGUCAAAGCUGGGCUGAAAAGCCUGAUUCCCACGUUGGAAAAAAACAAAAGUAAAAGCAAAGGAAUAGAAACUCUACUUGAGAAACUGACCACGUAGGUGGAAAGAAUUAAAAAAACAAUGGAAUCAUUUUUUCCCAUUCUCUGUUCUCUUCCCAACACAGAAAAGAAUGGCAAGAGUCCACCUUUUUGUAAUUUGGGAGCUCUGUACAUUUGUUUCUUCUUUGUAUAAGAAUCUGUUUAUAUAAAAUUAUUUCUAAAAAUGGUCUUUAUU